AGCAGCGCCCCCUUGUGUCCAGUGUGAGGCGGCGCUGCUGCUGCUGCUGCGUCAUGUUUAACUUUCACUUUUGAUUUCUACAAAACUACGAAGCAGCUUAACCCCAGUCCGCCCGCACUCUCCGCACUCCGGACACUCUGUGGACACCCUCUGUGUCUCUGGACACUCUGUGGACACCCUCUGUGUCUCUGGACACUCUGUGGACACCCUCUGUGUCUCUGGACACUCUGUGGACACUCUGUGGACACCCUCUGUGUCUCUGGACACUCUGUGGACACUCUCUGUGUCUCUGGACACUCUGUGGACACUCUCUGUGUCUCUGGACACUCUGUGGACACUCUGUGGACACUCUCUGUGUCUCUGGACACUCUGUGGACACCCUCUGUGUCUCUGGACACUCUGUGGACACCCUCUGUGUCUCUGGACUGCGACGCUUCUUUUGACGUUUUUUUUUCUUCUUUUUUUCUUUAGUUCAUUUGAAACUGAAGCUGUUUGGAAAUGGAACAGAAGCAGAAACAAGAUUCAGCCGAGCUCCAGAGAGCGAGAGACGAGCUGCAGGCCUGGAGGGCCAAAGUGGAGCAGGCGGAGCUGGAGAAGUCUCGUCUCAUCAAGAGGAACCUGGAGGAGGACGAGCUGAAGAAGGAGGCCAUGAACCAGAUGAAAGAUCUGACCAGGAGACGACAGGAGGCGGAGCAAGAGAGAAAAGAAAGGAGCCAGGAACUCAGGGCUCAGACGACUCGAGUGGUUCAGAAAAGGACAGAUCUGAUGGAGCGACUGAAGAGGAGCAGAGCUGAGCUGGAGCAGAGGAGAGCAGAGGCCCUGAGACUCCAGCACAGGUUUAAGAUUUGUGCCGAUCUCCCGGACAAAGAGGUGGAGUUCAUCAAGCCAAAGCCGGGCGUAGAUGAUGUCACCAGUGAAGCUCCAAUCAGAGGCCAGUUCUCUGUGUAUCAGCAGGGGGCGCUGCUGCUGAAGGAAGGACAAGCCCUGAUCACCUUCGAGGAGGAGAGAGUGCUGUCUCAGGUGCUGCAGAUGGACAGAUGCAGCGUCUCCUUUGAUGACCACACUCUGGAGGUGAAGCCGAAGAGGUUCAGGACUGAGCCGACCGUCCAGUUUGAGAUUCACCUGGCGGUCUCUCGCUGUGACCUGGACGUGUCGGAGGUUGUGAGUGCGAUGCCAAACGAGCGCGUGGAGGACUGUCUGGCGCUGUCCUUCUCCCGCCCGAGCAGAGGGGGCGCCGAAGUGCAGUCUGUGAAGUUUAACCCACGAAAGAGCACAGCGCGCAUCCACUUCCAAAGAACUGGAGUGGCAGAGUCGUUAGCUCUCAGAGGAGAGUUUUCUGCAGAUCUCGGGUUUCAGACCAAAGUCAAAGUGUCUCCUGUUUUUGACGUCCAGCUGCACAAGUUCCAGAGUUCCUGCGGCGUUCCGAAGCGUACUCUGCUCCUGGACGGGAUCAAGGACACGGGCGACGAGGAGGAGGUGCAGGACCAGCUGGAGAUUCACUUUCAGAAGCCGAGUAACGGAGGAGGAGAGAUCGAACACACCAAGUACUGCGGCCCAGGGAGGAGCGUGCUGGCCCUGCUCUGCCCCGACCACUAGAGGGAGCCGCUCACCUCUGUCCACCACUAGAGGGAGCCGCUCACCUCUGUCCACCACUAGAGGGAGCCGCUCACCUCUGUCCACCACUAGAGGGAGCCGCUCACCUCUGUCCACCACUAGAGGGAGCCGCUCACCUCUGUCCACCACCAGAGGGAGCCACGUGUUCACUCACCUGCCCCUUUACCCAGAUCAUAAUCUUCUGUUCUGUUGUGAUUUCCAUUUAAAUGUGUGAAUAAAAUGAGUUG
This is a messenger RNA of Periophthalmus magnuspinnatus, 1841 nucleotides long. RefSeq names its product N-myc (and STAT) interactor (gene nmi). Bases 499 to 1596 code for a protein of 365 amino acids. Gene Ontology annotation, cellular component: cytoplasm. The record is from RefSeq and is a predicted model, not a curated record. NCBI's taxonomy places the organism in Eukaryota, Metazoa, Chordata, Actinopteri, Gobiiformes, Gobiidae. The transcript is spliced from 9 exons.